This is a messenger RNA of Limanda limanda (common dab), 966 nucleotides long. It is a transcript of the gene barhl1b, whose product is annotated as BarH-like homeobox 1b. The record is from RefSeq and is a predicted model, not a curated record. The coding region runs from base 1 to 966 and encodes 321 amino acids. The transcript has 3 exons. Gene Ontology annotation, molecular function: DNA-binding transcription factor activity, RNA polymerase II-specific; RNA polymerase II transcription regulatory region sequence-specific DNA binding. Gene Ontology annotation, cellular component: nucleus. Gene Ontology annotation, biological process: regulation of transcription by RNA polymerase II. NCBI's taxonomy places the organism in Eukaryota, Metazoa, Chordata, Actinopteri, Pleuronectiformes, Pleuronectidae.
AUGGAGUCGUCCGCCAACGGAUCCAGCUUUGGGAUCGACUCGCUGCUGUCCCACAGGCCGGGAAGUCCGGUGUCCAAAGGGGACAGCCUGGUCGGAGAGUGCCGCUCGCCCCUGGAGUUCAGCCCGAGGUCGGACGUGGAGAGCGGCUGCUCGUCGCCUCCGUCGCCGAGGAGGGAGCUGGUGGACGAGGGGAACCCGAGGCAAGGUCACGGCGUGGGCCUGCCGCCGCACCUGCAGCACGCACAGAUCUCUGCGGGGUCGCAGCAGAGGACCGUGACCUCGUCCUUCCUCAUCAGAGACAUUCUAGCGGACUGUAAGCCUCUGGCCGCCUGCGCGCCCUACUCCAGCAAUGGGCAGCCGACCCAGGAGGGGGGGCGGCUGGCCUCGAAGAUAGCCGAAGACUUUAUGGAGAAAAUCCACAGCAACUCGUCGUCAGACAGUGAAUAUAAAGUGAAAGAGGAGGGGGACAGGGAGAUCUCCAGCAGCAGAGACAGCCCUCACGUCCGGAUGAAGAAGCCCAGGAAGGCCCGCACGGCCUUCACCGACCACCAGCUGGCGCAGCUGGAGCGCAGCUUCGAGAGGCAGAAGUACCUGAGCGUCCAGGACCGCAUGGAGCUGGCGGCCUCCCUCAACCUCACGGACACACAAGUCAAGACCUGGUACCAGAACCGGAGGACGAAGUGGAAGAGGCAGACAGCGGUGGGACUGGAGCUGUUGGCGGAGGCUGGGAACUACUCCGCCCUGCAGAGGAUGUUCCCGUCCCCGUACUUCUACCCGCAGAGCCUGAUGUCCAACCUGGACCCCGGGGCGGCCCUCUACCUGUACAGGGGCCCCACGGCGCCGCCGCCGGCCCUGCAGAGACCCCUGGUGCCGCGGAUCCUGCUGCACGGCCUGCAGGGAGGCAGCGAGCCGCCGCCGCUGCCCCCCAUGUCCGGCGUGCUGUCCCGGCCACCUCAGCAGCGGUGA